UGCCGCCCGCGCCUCUGCGCUGCCGGAGUGUUGGCCGAGCACCAUGACUUCCGCCCUGGAGAACUACAUCAACCGUUUCAGGUUGCAUUCCCUGCGAAAUGCUUUCCUUGACUCAGUUACCAGGAACUGUUGCUGUGAUUACUUCGGAUGGGAGGAUGAUAGUGGGAACACUGAAAGGUUUUGACCAGACCAUUAAUUUGAUUUUGGAUGAAAGCCAUGAACGAGUGUUCAGCUCUUCACAGGGAGUGGAACAAGUGGUACUAGGCUUGUACAUCGUAAGAGGUGACAACGUCGCAGUCAUUGGAGAAAUUGAUGAAGAAACAGAUUCUGCGCUUGAUUUGGGGAAUAUUCGAGCAGAACCUCUGAACUCAGUAGCACACUGAGGAAAAAUUACAUACAUUGGACAGCUGUAAAUCUUUGUACAGAAACAGAUUAUUCUGAGGAUGAUGUGUGGAAUUUUUAUAAAUGUGUAAUUGUGCAAUUUUGACUGUAUUGAUUAAUUGUGAUAUGAUAUGUAAAUUAUAUUUUUACAUUUUGUUGAAUAAAGACUUUUUUGUCUAAAUCAUA
Messenger RNA from Myotis brandtii (Brandt's bat), 567 nucleotides. It is a transcript of the gene LSM8, whose product is annotated as LSM8 homolog, U6 small nuclear RNA associated. Gene Ontology annotation, cellular component: U6 snRNP; precatalytic spliceosome; U4/U6 x U5 tri-snRNP complex. The coding region runs from base 99 to 383 and encodes 94 amino acids. The record is from RefSeq and is a predicted model, not a curated record. The transcript is spliced from 4 exons. Gene Ontology annotation, biological process: mRNA splicing, via spliceosome. Lineage: Eukaryota; Metazoa; Chordata; Mammalia; Chiroptera; Vespertilionidae. Gene Ontology annotation, molecular function: RNA binding.